GAUGGCGGAUUGAAUAAGAUCUCGAGGAUGCUAAUACGUUGUCAAUGUGUUUGUGUCGAUUACAUCGCCUUACUGGCCAUUUCAUGGUGGCACUCCCGCUACAUUUUUUCCGAUUGGCGCACAAGACGAAAUUGAUGUGAACGUGUCGUUACAUUGGAGGGAUUGCGUGCAAACAUUGUUUUAAAUUCGCACGGGAAAGUUGAGCAUCGCCUAAAAAUGAAAAGACAAGCCGAGCGAGACUCAAGUCCUGCAAGAGCAAUAUCAAAGAGAAUAAGGGAGAGAGAACGAGAAGAGAGCCGUAGAGAUGAUGGACCCACGUCGCUUGCUGUGUCGCUUGCAGAUACCAGAUGUUAUCAUAAGCAUCAGGCACGGAGCAGGAGCAGGGAGCGAGAGAAGCCACGGCUGCGUGAGGAGAGGAGUGCUGUCGGGGAUUUACUGCAUCGCGCUCAUCAUGAAAUUGGUUUGCUCGGUCGCCCACCUCUGCGAACUGCAUCUGUGAUAGGUAAAUCAUCCGCCGAAUUGUUAGGUGGCCGAACGACAGCCGGGCUAGAAUACAAAACAUUACUGAUUAGCAACCUCGGAUCACAGCUGUCUGACGAACAUGUGGAAGACGGCUUAUUUCACGAGUUUAAAAAGUUCGGAGAUGUCAGUGUGAAGCUGUCACAUACUCCGGAGCUGGGUCGUGUUGCUUAUGUGAACUUCAGACACACAGAGAACGCACGAGAGGCAAGGCACAUGAAAGCCAGGUUAAUAUUGUAUGAUCGCCCACUCAAAGUGGAGCCCAUGUAUAUGAGGCGACGCAGCUGCACGCCGCCUGAUGUCGGGUAUGUGCCCCUACAUAGUGUCUACCAGUACAGACAAAGGUCCCUUUCCCCAGGGGCUGGUGUUAGAGAUACAAGACCCCGACAUUACCCAGUUGAUGGAUUGGGCCUCAGCAGAGAGCGUGAGCGAGUCUUGGAUUACUACAAUGUGUUGGAUGAACGAGGACGUCCUUACACUUACCAAGUACCAGAUGAGGACUUAAAGCCAGAGGAUGACCAGCGUGCUACCAGAAACCUCUUCAUUGGUAAUUUGGAACACAGUGUGUCAGAGGUUGAGCUGAGACAAGGUUUUGAUAAAUAUGGCAUAAUAGAGGAGGUGGUGAUAAAGCGACCCGCGCGAGGCCAGGGAGGAGCCUAUGCCUUCCUCAAGUUCCAGAACCUAGACAUGGCACAUCGAGCUAAACUAGCAAUGCAAGGACGUGUCAUUGGAGGCAAUGCUGUGAAGAUUGGCUAUGGUAAGGCAAACCCUACAACACGUCUGUGGGUUGGGGGUCUUGGACCUAACAUUUCUCUUGCCGCAUUGGCACGCGAGUUUGACCGCUUUGGCAGCAUCCGCACCAUUGACUAUGUGAAAGGUGAUAACUUUGCCUAUGUUCAGUAUGAGAGCCUAGAUGCUGCACAGGCUGCCUGUACACAAAUGAGGGGUUUUCCUCUGGGUGGGCCCAGCCGGCGGCUCCGUGUGGACUUUGCCAAAGCUGAGGAUUCUCCCCGUGGAUACCCUCAGCAAUACCAACCAGGCCUGCCAGCUCAUUAUGAGCACCUGGCAGAUAACUACAGCCACCACCGAAGCCUAGAGCGGGAGCUGAGGGUACGAGGGCACUCUCCCACUCAUCCACUAUUUUCUGAACGAGAACGUCCCCUGGUGGCUGAGAAAGAUUGGAGUCCCCCCAAAAGCUCGGAGCGGCGGACGGCAGCAGUGGAGGUGUUUGGUCGCACUCGUGCACGCAGCAGAAGCCGUAGCAGGGAACGCUGGGUAAAGGACCGGGAUAUGGAGCGAGGAGGAGGAAAGAGCUGGGAAGAGAGACGCAAACGCCGUAGUCAAUCCAGUGAGAGGCCCUUCGAUGACCGGGAGCGUUCUAAAACCAGAGCAUCUGGCAGUGGCAGCCAGGUGUCACCAGAGGACAGCCCAGAACGAGCAUGCACACGACUUCCAGACUCCACUUCUGAGCCUAAGGAAGAGUCACCUGAAGCGGUGCUCCAUUCUCCAAACCAGCAAAUCAGCAAAGACAGCUAUGAGCCUUCAGCCACACACAAAAAACACCCCACACUGCUUGAACGAAAGCUAUGUGAUGGUGAGACUGAUGCUGACUCGCAGACAGAGAAGAACCAGAAACCUACAGGCACACUGUUUGAACUUGCACAGUCUCUUAGCCAGGUUUGGCAUGGAUCAUUGGUGUUGAAAAACAGUUGCUUUCCCACUUACAUGUACCUGCUGGAGGGGAGCUCUGUUUUUGCGCUAACCUUGCUGCGGGACCCUGCAGCUAACAAGCCCACCAGCACUGGCCAAUUGAAGAUCGCCCAGCGUCUGCGGUUGGACCAGCCCAAGCUGGAUGAGGUAAUGCGUCGCAUUCAUCUGGGUGGACCAGAGGGCUAUACUGUGCUGCUGGCCCUUCAAGCCCCUAUGGAGAGAGAGCUCCUCCCUACUGAACCUGGCCUACAGAAGCGACUGCUAAGAAACCUGGUGACAUACCUCAGAAACAAACAGGCAGCAGGCGUCAUCAGCCUGCCGUUGGGAGGGUCCAAAGAGGGAGAGGGUGGGGGCAUGUUGUAUGCUUUCCCACCAUGUGACUUUGCCCAGCAAUACCUGAAGAAUGCCAUCAGGAUUUCAGGCAAAGUGGAGGAGGAACACUUAGUCAUUGUGAUUGUGAAAGAUACUAUUUAACAAUAUUGUCUUAGUAUGUUUUUUUUUAGGUGAGGCAGAGGAGACAAAACCCUUCAGCCAUGAAAAAUCCAAAUAGACAGAAGAGUCCGUAUUCUUCAGAGAAACCUACAGCCUCGGUGUAAGGAUCUGCUUGUCCUACAGCUGCCCGUUUGAAUCGGUUGCAUUUUACAUGACUGACGGGUAUUUGCAGACUGUAGUGAAGAUGGUGAUUUGUCAUCUCACAUGUAUUUUGAAAAUAUGUUGUCUGUGAAACCUAAAGGCUGUUUGUUAAUUUUUACCUUUUUUUGUAAUUAGUGGUCCAGUACUUGAUCCAUCAAGUAAAAGUUGUAUUUUAUAAUGCAAGAGGGCAUUUUUGAGAGGUAUUUUUGACUGAUCCAGUUUUAAUGGAUGUCUGUCGGGAAGUGACUGACUGUGAAUGGUGUUUCUUCUGGAUCUAAUCAAUGUUGCUAUAUUGCUCUAUAUCACAGCCACACACCCUGUAUAACUUCACUGACUUCUUUUGAUUAUAUGUUUGUAUGUACUGAGCAAGGAACAGCCUUAUGGAACUGUCUGCUUUUGGGCCACAAGAAACUGUUGAAGUAAUCUUAAAGUAGACAGGCAAGGGAUUUUCUCUCAAAGGCCCUUAUCUACCUCUGCAAUAUUGUUGUAUCUUGCAGUUGUUUUAUUGGUGUGAUCAUUCUUCAAGGCAGGAAUGAGAAUUUUUACAUUGUUACAUUUAUUCCGGGGUCUUCUAGUGUCCAAUUGUACAAAUAUUCAGUGGCAAUAUUGAUCAUUACUGCCUCCACUGUAUCCUGCAAAUCUGGUCAAUCAGGAAGAAAAAGAAACAAACUUGUUUUUGUAGGUUUGAGCUCACUUAACCUGAAGUGUCUCUAAUUUCCACAGCUAUUAUCAAGAUUUAAUAAUUAUGAUGAUCUUUUAACCAUUUUUGAUUUCCUCAGGAAUAUAAUGUUAACUAAAAGUUUAACAUGUUGGAAACUACACUACGAUCCCAAGAGUGUGUAAUUCAGAAAACUAUUCUGGACGAAUUAUACCCCUCUAGUGUGUAAAAAGUUUUUGCUGUAGAAUUGACAUUGCUCACAUUCCUCUUUCAAUUGCACAAAAUGCUUAUUGAAACUUGUUCUUAUUAUUGUUGAACUCUACAAAGGGAAACUCUACAAACACUCCAUUCUAAUACAAAGCAUUCUGAUAUUUUAAGUCAUUAUAAACUAUGCUGUAUGCAAAAUGUCAAGUAAACACUAUGUCAUUGUGUUAAA
This is a messenger RNA of Sardina pilchardus (European sardine), 3956 nucleotides long. It is a transcript of the gene rbm15b, whose product is annotated as RNA binding motif protein 15B. Gene Ontology annotation, biological process: regulation of alternative mRNA splicing, via spliceosome. The record is from RefSeq and is a predicted model, not a curated record. The transcript has a single exon. Lineage: Eukaryota; Metazoa; Chordata; Actinopteri; Clupeiformes; Clupeidae. Gene Ontology annotation, cellular component: nucleus. Bases 217 to 2703 code for a protein of 828 amino acids. Gene Ontology annotation, molecular function: mRNA binding.